GAUUCCAGUUAAAUGACUAGCAGACGCCUCCGAAAUAAAUUAUAGCAUUGUUUUCUGAUAAAAGUAAAAAAAUAUACGUAAUAUAAUUAUUUGAAAAGUUUGAUUUUAUUAUUAAUAAAUAUAGUAUUAAAGUAACUGUUGUACAAUAUCUAAUCAAUUAAUAGUUUUGACGACAACUAACAUCUAAGAGUGUCGUUUAUAGUAUUGCACAACGUAUUGCAAUUAUACUAUAGAUAACUUUAUCGAGCAGAGCUACCUUAAAAAGCAGAGACGAAAACAAUACUUGGUACUCAUUCUUGGCUGUCUGUGCUAAAAAAGACAUGGCUUUGGAAUUAAGCGAUCUGCCUGAUAAAGGAACGAACUGCAGGUAAGGCUGAAAAAAAUGUUAUUUGUUUAAACUAUCACCUCACUCUCUUCAGCUUGUUAGUCUCCAAUAAAAUUAUAUAUAUACUUUAUAUAUAUAUACGUAUAUUACUGAACGUUUUAAAAGAAAUUAAAGCUUGCUUUCAACUACAGUAAUAUUUUUUUCCUCUAGGAAGUUGAAAGGACCAGAAGUUGUUUUUAAAGACGUAUCAUAUAAACUACCAAGUGGAAAACAAACGCUCUUUAACAUAUCUGGAAUAGCACCACCAGGUCAAAUACUUGCAAUCCUUGGCCCAAGUGGUAAAUACUAUUAUAAAAUAGUGUAUUUGCUAUCUAUCUUAUUUUAUCAUAGGGUUUUAAUCGUUUAAUCUACUUAAUAUAUAUAUAUAUAUAAAUUAUAUAUAUAUAUAUAUAUCUUUAGGUCUAUCUACUAGUCACCAAAAUUAGAGUAAUUCUCUGAUUAUUCCUGAUUAAAAAGAUAUAUUGCAUGUAAUAAAUACACAAAGUUUUUUCCUUAUCACAAUGAAGAUUUUAACAUUUAAACAAUGAAAUGCUUGUUAAUUUUUUUCAUAUUAUAUUUUAUAAAUAUUUAAAGGUGCUGGCAAAACGACAUUUCUAAAUGUCCUUUCAAUGCGUGAAACGGAAAACAUCACUGGAAAUCUAUUAAUUAAUGGAGUACAGAUGGGAAAAUCUAUGAAGAGACAAAUGUGUUAUGUUAAGCAAGAAGAUCUAUUUUUCGAGAGAUUAACAUUAAAAGAAACUCUAAUGGUAAAUUUUCUCAGGAGAAAGACUAAAUUAUAAACUACUCAUAUUGCUCUCUCUUCCCAUUUGUCUGGUCAUAAAAGAGGUACACAGCAAUGCUUAGGCUACCAGAUAAGAUGCCUAAGCAGAUGAAAAUUGAUAGAGUCGACGAACUAAUUAAAGUUCUUGACUUACAAAAGUGUAUAAAUACUAGAAUUGGCGGAAUUGAGAUUCAAGGUUUGUCUGGAGGGGAGAAGAAACGAGCUAACAUUGCCUGUGAAUUGUUAACAAAUCCAAAGUUAAUGCUAUUAGACGAGCCAACGUCUGGACUGGAUUCGAGUACAUCUUACAGUUUAAUAAAAACGCUGAAAGAUUACUCAGUAAGACAAGGAAAGACUAUCAUAACUACAAUUCACCAACCGAGUAGUCAGAUAUUUUAUACAUUUGACAAACUAUUGUUAUUAUGCGAUGGAAGAGUAGCCUAUUACGGAAAUGUGAAAGAAGUCACCCAAUUCUUUUCGAAUAUAAAUAUACACUGUUCACCCGAAUACAACCCUGCAGAUUUUAUCAUUGAAAAGGUUAAAGACGAAUACUUGAAAGGCGAAAUAUUUGAAGCUGCAGAAAAAAAAUUACAAACAAUUGAAUGGCCUAGCGAACAAAGGCAGGAAAUUAGUAUGAAAAAUAAUGAGAACACUGUAUCUAAAUCUCAAUCAACCGUGACAUAUGAAAAAUAUAGAAAAUACGAUGAUAUAGAUGCUUUACCCUCUGAAGGAUGUAAUGGUACAUCUGUACAGCUAGAACUCGGUCACGAUUUCUAUACACAAUCCAAAUGGCAAACUAAAUUCACGACUCAAUUAGUCGUUCUAACUAAACGUAACUUUAAGGCGUCUCUGGGUAGAAUUCUGUCGAAGAUGGCCGUUUCUGUUAAUGUAUUUACUGCAAUUGUCAUGAGUCUAUUAUGGUUUCGAUUAAAACGAGAAGAAGACUCACUAAAUAAUCGUAUAGGAAUGAUAUUCUUCAUAUCAAUUCAUCUACAAUUUUCGACUAUGAUAGACGCAAUACAAAGCUUUCCCUUUGAACGUCCCAUAAUUAAUAAAGAAAGGUCUUCUGGUGCAUAUCGCCUAAGCGCAUAUAUAUCAUCAAAGUACUUUAGUGAGACUCCUUUGCAAAUGGUUCUACCCUUUGUUAUUAUAACUUUAACGUACUGGUGCGUUAAUUUACAUGCUCACGCCGGUUAUUUCUGUAUAUAUCUACUUUUGGGCUUAUUAAACGCCUUGGCAGCAUCUGGAGUUGGAAUGUGUAUUGGAUCUAUUCUGAAUGACUUUCAAACCUCUGUAACAAGUGCUGCUAUAUACGGGAUUGUUAAUAUGAUGGCUGGAGGAUGGUUUAUUCGAAAUAUUCCACCGGCCCUUGCCUGGUUGAAGCAUAUAUCUUUGGUUGGUGUAUCAUUUAACUCCCUCCUUAAAGUUGAACUCAAUUAUGGACCCGAUUUAAAAUGUUCUGGACUGAACGAAACGACUUUUGAUAUCUGUAAAAGAAACGGAACUUUACUUUCAGGAAAAGAAGUUAUAAGAUCCUUGGGAUUCACUAGACCUUUGUGGCUUGAUAUACUAGUUUUGUCUUUGAUAGCGAUUCUAACUCGCUUGGUUGUAUAUGCAUCUGCUAGAUAUUACCAAACUGCAAAUGGACCAACAAACCCUUUUAGGAAUUGUUUUAAUAAGAGCUCGUCGUGUCCUAAGGACACCACCAAGAAUCAUCUGAAUAAUAUUAACUUCCCUGUUAACGAUAAUCUCCGUCUAUUAUCCUCUUCGGAAACCGAAAAUUACAACAUUCCCAAAAGGUUUUCAAGACUUCAUCAAACUCUAAAUGAAUUAUUACAAGACAAUGAUUCCAUAAAAUAUCUCUUACGAUAUUUGGAAACAAAAGGAUUUGACCAUUACUUGAAGUUUUGGCUAGAAGUGGUGAGUUUUAAAUCAACGACGACUUCCAGAACAAACGCAUCUAAUCAGGGAAAAAAUUCAAACUUAGCUAAUGGAUUUGCUGAAAAAGGCAUAAGCGAAGACUUGCGAAAUGAUGUUAUGUCACGAAUGUGCAUGGAAGAUGGAUCAGUGGAUCCUAAUUGCUUUAAUCAUUGUCAAAAUUUUGUUUUGGAGUUUAUUUACAGGGCCUUUGAAGGCUAUAAUAAUAGUAAAUUCUUUUAUCAACGUCAAAUAGAUAUUUUGACAUCCAACGUUAGAAUGCCGGAUAUACUAUUUUAUCAGGCAGCAUUUUUCUAUUUUAUGGAAUUUAUGGAAAGGGAGGGCGGCUCUAUUCUCAUAGAAUGCUGGAUAGCAAUGGACAAUUUUGAAUAUGGAGAAUCGGCUGCUCAAGAAGAUGCAAUGGUGAUCUACGAUAAAUAUUUCUCGUUACAAGCAAUCUCUCCUGUAGGAUUUGAUGAUAAGAUUCGUUUUGAAAUUGAAACGAAUAUAUGUCGGGAAGGUGGGCCUUUAAAGGAUUGCUUUCUUUGUGCUCAAAAAGUUGUUCUAUGCUCUCUGGAAAGGAUAUAUCUACCUGUUUUUCUCAAAUCCGAUUUAUACUUGAAGUAUUUAGAUGAACUGAUUUCAGCCGCAAAAAAUCAACAUAAAAGGAACUCAAGCAACGGUUCCAAUAAUUCUAUUCACCAAGCAACAGCGUCUUCUCAUCCAAAAAAGUCCACCGAUAAAGUUAGCGAAAAUUUUACAAUCGAUAAUAGUCUAUUCGAACCCGAUACGCUUUGGCAAAGAGAUGAAGGACAAAUGACUUUAGGUAGAAUAAACGAAUGGGGAGAAUACGUUCGCAGAUUCGAACCGGAACCGGAGAAUGACAAAAGAAACUUUGUUGAAAAAAUAUUCGUAAGAAGUAAGGAAAAGGAUAAAACUGAGGAAGAUAUGGCUAGUCAAGUGGCUAAGAUGAUAAUUAACGAUAUUGUGUCGGUUACGAAGUCUACUAAAAAGUAG
Dimorphilus gyrociliatus is the source of this 4079-nucleotide messenger RNA. Lineage: Eukaryota; Metazoa; Annelida; Polychaeta; Dinophilidae. The record is from the annotation of a GenBank genome assembly.